Messenger RNA from Strigops habroptila (Kakapo), 1255 nucleotides. It is a transcript of the gene NIT1, whose product is annotated as nitrilase 1. The transcript is spliced from 6 exons. The record is from RefSeq and is a predicted model, not a curated record. Gene Ontology annotation, molecular function: hydrolase activity, acting on carbon-nitrogen (but not peptide) bonds, in linear amides. Lineage: Eukaryota; Metazoa; Chordata; Aves; Psittaciformes; Psittacidae. The coding region runs from base 74 to 1006 and encodes 310 amino acids.
CCCCGGCGCCAUCUUUGUUGCGGGCGCUGAGGAGGGGACUUUGCCCUCGGCCCCGCGGUGCCGCCGGUGGCGCAUGCUGAGCGCGCUGCCCCGCUCGGCGCUGUGCUGCCUGCGCCCCGGUGCCGGUGCCGCGCUGCGCCGCGCCAUGGCCGCGGCCCUGAAGCCGCUGGUGGCCGUGGGCCAGGUCACCUCCACGCCGGACAAGGAGCAGAACUUCGCGGCCUGCGCCGGGCUGGUGCGGGAGGCGGCUCAGCGCGGCGCCUGCCUCGUCUUCCUCCCCGAGGGCUUCGACUACAUCGGCUCCAACGUGGCGCAGACCCUCAGCCUGGCCGAGGGGCUGGAUGGGGCCCUCAUGAGGCGCUACGCGGAGCUGGCCAGGGACUGCGGCGUGUGGUUGUCCUUGGGCGGCUUCCACGAGCGCGGCCAGGACUGGGCGGCCACACAGCGCAUCUACAACUGCCACGUGCUGCUGGACUCCGCCGGUCACCUCGUGGCCGCGUACAGGAAGACCCACCUGUGUGACGUGGAGCUGGAGGGCCGUGUCUCCAUGAAGGAGAGCAGCUUCACCAACCCCGGCCCCGAGAUCGUGGCACCGGUCAGCACGCCGGCGGGCAAGCUCGGCCUCUCCGUCUGCUACGACUUGCGCUUCCCCGAGCUCUCGCUGGCGCUGCGACGUGCCGGCGCCGAGAUCCUCACCUACCCCUCGGCCUUCACCGUGUACACGGGCUCGGCGCACUGGGAGGUUCUGCUGCGUGCCAGGGCCAUCGAGAGCCAGUGCUAUGUGGUGGCGGCCGCCCAAACUGGGAAGAACCACGAGCACCGGACAUCCUACGGCCACUCGCUGGUGGUGGACCCGUGGGGGUCUGUGGUGGCGCAGUGCCACGAGGGGCCGGGGCUCUGCUACGCCGAGAUCGACCUGGAGUUCCUGCACCGCAUCCGGCGCGAGAUCCCGGUGCAGAGCCACCGCCGGCACGACCUCUACAGCACCGUGGAGCUGGUGCCAUGAGCCCGGCGCCGGUACGAGCCAUGGCAGAGCCAGACUGACUCCAUUUCAGGAUGUUUCUCCCCAUAUCACAGCAGCAGGACGCACUCGGGGGGCAGCAGGAGGGGUUCCCCCCCGCCCCGGUUUGGGGGUGUCGCUGUGGAAGGAAGGAGCCGGGUGCUGCGGUAGAUGUUUAUUUCAAGAAACCCAAAAGCUACACAGGGAUUAUGAUGUUCGAGUGGAGUUUAAAAAAUACAGAAGUCACAGAAAUUA